AUGAUAAAAACGAAACGUGGAAAGGAUAUGUUAUUAUACGAUGGUUUUACGUACACGCAAAAUAGAAUGUGUAAGGAUGGAAUGAGAUGGCAAUGUUCUUAUCCAAAAUGUCGGGCAUAUUGUAGAAUGUCAAGCGCAGGAUGGUUGACACCGUAUAAAACCCAUCACGACCAUGAAAAACCAUCGGAAAAACAAAUAAAAAAAAAAAUUUUAAGCAUGGAGUUAAAAGCACGUGCUCAAUCCUCGGGUGCAACCCCCGGAGAAAUAUUACGUAAUGCUUUGCCUGCGGAAGAAUAUGAAAGCACAGAUCAAAGAGCUUCUUACACGAGAUGCAUACAAAGAUAUAGGAAAGCAUUGAAAAGGAAAAAUACGUGA
This is a messenger RNA of Pediculus humanus corporis (human body louse), 375 nucleotides long. RefSeq lists its product as uncharacterized. Lineage: Eukaryota; Metazoa; Arthropoda; Insecta; Psocodea; Pediculidae. The transcript has 2 exons. The coding region runs from base 1 to 375 and encodes 124 amino acids. The record is from RefSeq and is a predicted model, not a curated record.